ACGAUCUCUUGUUAAGUUGGAUAUUCAGAAAUGUCCAAAAUUGAAGUUUGUUCCAAGUCUAGAAGGACUUGUCUCUCUGAAAACAGUAAAGGUGGAAGAUUGUGGUGGAUUAGAGUGUUUACCGAGUGGGCUCUCAUCCUGCCCUGCUUUGGAGGAAUUGGAGAUAUGGCAAUGCUCUAAUUUGGUUUCUAUUCCAGAAGAAGUGAAACAGUUACGGUCUCUUGUGAAGUUGGUUAUUUGGAAAUGUCCAAAAUUUGUUCCUAGUCUGGAAGGACUUGUCUCUCUGAAAACAGUAGAGUUGAAUGAUUGUGAUGGAUUAGAGUAUCUAUCGAGUGGGCUCUCAUCCUGCAUUGCUCUAGAGGAAUUAAAGAUACUGAAAUGCUCUAAUUUGGUUUCUAUUCCAGAAGAAUUGAAACAGUUACGGUCUCUUGUUAAGUUGGAUAUUUGUGAAUGUCCAAAAUUGAAGUUUGUUCCAAGUCUAGAAGGACUUGUCUCUCUGAAAACAGUAAAGGUUGAAGAUUGUGGUGGAUUAGAGUGUCUACCUAGUGGACUCUCAUCCUGCACUGCUCUGGAGGAAUUGAGGUUACAGAAUUGCUGUAAUUUAGUUUCUAUUCCUGAAGAAUUGAAACAGUUACGAUCUCUUCUUGUGUUGAAUAUUUGGGAAUGUCGAAAAUUGAGGAGCUUCCCAGAGGAGAUCUUGAGCUCCCUUGCCAGCUUGAAGACAUUAAUGCUUGGCCUUCUCUCAGAAGAGUUGGAGGAAUUCCCAAAUUUGAGUUCUACUUCCCCUUCCACUCCAACCUCCCUUGAAGUCUUGGUUUUGGGUGGAUGGGGAAAUGUAACUCUGCCACAUCAAAUUCAACGCCUCACUACUCUCAGGUACUUAGCUAUCAAAAGCUUCAAUGGAGUGGAAGAAGCAUUAUCGGGAAACCUAUCUUGUCUUAAAACACUUACAAUUGAGGGUUGUACUGGGUUAAGGCGUCUAUCAAGUGGGCUGUUAUCUCUUGAGAGACUCAGUUAUUAUAAUUGCCCUAAUCUGGUCUCUCUUCACGGAGAGUUGAAGGAAUUGCAUUCUCUAACCAUUUUAGAUUGUCCGAAAUUGGUGGGCUUGCUAAAGGAGAGUCUCGGCUGCUGUACUAGGUUGAAGAGAUUACAGAUAGGCCGUUUCUCAGAAGAGCUGGAAGAAUUCCCAAGUCUGAGUUCCAUCCCCGCCUCCCUUGAACAUUUGACCUUGACGGGAUGGGAAAAACUAACUCACCUCCCACAAAUUCAACACCUCACUGCUCUAAAGUGGUUGAAUAUAGAGCACUUCAAUGGAAUGGAAUUUUUGCCAGACUGGUUUAACAACUUGUCCUCCCUUCAACGACUUGAAAUUUGGAACUGCCCAAACAAGUUAAAGGAAAGAUGCACCGAGGGAAGCGGUCCUGACUGGCACAAGAUUUCUCACAUUCCAUGCAUCGUAAUAGAUGGGGAGCUCAUCCAAUCCAAACACUGAGGCAAAGAGGUUUGUCUUCUCUUUUUUUCUCACAACUGCACUUAUACGAAUU
This is a messenger RNA of Rubroshorea leprosula, 1544 nucleotides long. NCBI's taxonomy places the organism in Eukaryota, Viridiplantae, Streptophyta, Magnoliopsida, Malvales, Dipterocarpaceae. The record is from the annotation of a GenBank genome assembly.